Messenger RNA from Didymodactylos carnosus, 3516 nucleotides. The record is from the annotation of a GenBank genome assembly. NCBI's taxonomy places the organism in Eukaryota, Metazoa, Rotifera, Eurotatoria, Philodinida, Philodinidae.
AUGUUGUUCCUCAUUCUACGUUUUACUGAUCUUCAUGUAUUUGCCUCAACAUUAAGAAUAAGUUUCCCUACUAUAAAUUUAUCUCUCUUGCAUACAAUAAUAAUGACAACAACAUUGGGUUAUCAACAUCAUCAUCUCUAUGACUUCCUCGAACAAAUAGAACUUCAAGCAUAUUUUGACAUGAUCGUGAAACAACUGAAGGUUUAUAGUGUAACAGAUUUAAAAUAUGUUGAAGAAAAUGAUUUUCUUCAAAUUGGUCUUUCAAAACCACAAUUUAGAAAAAUGAAACGACAUUUAGUACAUGAAAAAAAUGGGAGUAGCGGCGGUAGAGCAUUUUCGACAUUAGGCAAAUUAGCUAAAAAAAUAACUCAGCGUUCAGAUGGCUCGUUAAUAACUCAGAGUACAACAAAUUUGAACAGUAGUAAUAAUAAUCAUCACCAUCAUCAUAAUAAUAAUAAUCAUAAUGGAUUUUAUGGAAAUGGAAAUGAUUUCUCAAAAAAUAAAUUGAAACGUCAACAAUCACUAAUUGAUGGUUCAAUGGAAUCGUCAUCCUCGUCUUAUAAUUCGAAAAAUAUUAUAUCACCAAAUCAAAUACAAAUAAUUGAACAAAUUGGUGAAGGUGAAUUUGGUACGGUAUCAAAAGCAUUUUGGAGAACAAAACAAAAUGAAUUGUUAACGGUUGCCGUUAAAAGUUUACAUAAAGAAAACUUAGAACAAUAUGGUACUGAUGAAGUGUUGAAAGAAGUGUCAAUAAUACAGGAUAUUGAACAUAAGAAUAUUGUGCAAUUUUUUGGCAUUGUUAUUACGCAUGAUGGAAAAUUUAUGCUGGUCACUGAAUAUGCUCCAUCUCGUUCAUUAUACGAAUGUUUAAUUUCAUCCAACGCUAAAAUCGAUUAUCCUGUUCAAAUGUUACUCGAUUACUCCAAACAAAUUGUCUCGGCAAUGACUUAUUUAGAAAAGAAUAAUUUUAUUCAUCGUGAUUUAGCGUGUCGAAAUUUUCUUGUAUUUAAUAAAACACUUGUUAAACUUAGUGAUUUUGGUUUAUGUCGAUUAUGUCGAGCAGAAAAAGAUUAUUAUAAAACAUAUUAUAAAGAUACGUUACGUUUACCAAUUGCUUGGAUGUCACCAGAAGCAAUUAAUUUUUUAAAAUUUACAACAUCAAGUGAUGUUUUUUCAUUUGGAGUAUGUCUAUGGGAAAUGUUUUCCUAUGGAAAAGUACCAUGGACAGGGAUGACAAGUGCCGAAAUUGUGAACGCAAUUGAUACACCGAAUCAUCAACGAUUAGCUCGACCUUCAUAUUCUACACCAGAAAUUUAUGAUGUUAUGUUGGCAUGUUGGCGAUAUGAGCCAGAAAAACGACCAACUUUUUUACAAUUACAAAAAACUCUUUCAGAUAUCGAUUUCAAACAAGUUCGAUGGAAAGAGAAGAAAAAAUAUACUGGAACAUUACCAAAUGAUUUUUUAUCAUAUGAGUGCAGUAGUACCGGUCCACUCACAAUCAUUGAUCGAUGUUUAACAGUACCAUUGUCUUCGACGGUUACAACAUUUACUGAUAAUACAACGAAUAAUUUUAUACAAUGUGUAACAUCAAAUGGGCAAAUUGGCUAUAUUUAUAGUGAUUACGUUGAACCUGUGCAUGUUAUUCAACUAAUUCGGCAACCAUCAUCUUCUUCAGUGUCAACUACGAUGAACGGAUUUUUUAAAAAAACAACAGAUACAAAAAAGAGUUCAGCAAAAAAAUGCAAACAAAUUUCAAAAGAAAUGAUUGGAUUACCACAAGCAGACUUUAUACACGCGUUUCACAUUGGAGUCUCAGGCGAUACUUUCGGUGAUGUAGCUUGCUUGGGUGGCGCAAAUACAGAAAUUAUGAAAACAACGGUUGUUAAAAAACCCUCGCCACCUUCAACAAUGAUUAAUGGAUUAGCAUCCAACGUUGUAACGACAUGCUCGGCUCUUAAGUCACCUUCACCUGAUUAUUACAAACAACCAUCAUCUACAAUAAGUCAAACACUUAGUUCCAGUAUUAGUAACACUAACGAAGCAUCAAAUGAAUCACAAGAAAUUGUCGGCAAAUCACCAUCAAAUGCUCAAUCAUUACUUGAUGAAGUUAUGCAAGCAUUCAGUGAAAUUUACGUCGAUGAUACCAAGAAAACUGAUUCAAUCGCGAACGAUGAAACAGUACUCGAACGGACAGCUGAUAUUAAUAGUAGUAGUAAUAAUCAUGUUGGGACAAAUGGACUUUCUCAUCGACCACCAGCCAAAUUAUUUCGAACCGAGCAACAACAGGAUCAAACGACAUAUAAUUUUCAACUUGGCCACAUUUCUCCAGCAGAAUCGAUUCAUACCACUGACAAUGAUCCAAACAGUCGGUCACCAUCGACACUUUCAAAACUUUUACCAAAGUUAACAUUAAAAAAAUCCAACGAUUCAUCAUGUCGAUUUUCUCGUGAACUGGAGCAACGUUUACAGAAUGGCGAUGAAUUAGUUGUCAGUGAAGAGGCCAAAAAUGCAUACGAUCUACUUAUCAAUGGUUGUCGAUCUGCAUCACCAACAAGUCCCACACAUUCUCAUAUCCCAGAUUCAUCAACACCACUUUUUCUACGUUCACGCUGCACUAGUGGUGAUUUGGAACAUCACCAACAAUUACAGCAGCAAGGACCAACAUCGGAUAUUCAACAAGAAAUUCUUCCGCAUCAAUCGACAUCAAUUUUAUUCGGUUCCUCCUCGUCUUCAUCGAAUAUAUCUUUAUCUACAACAAGUUCAUCUCGUUUACAAAAUAAUUCAAAAAAUUUAUCGUCUGUAUCUAAUUCAUCAUCAUCUUCAGCUAACGUUGCACCUAUACGUAGUUAUCAUCACAACGAUCGUAAUUCGCAUUAUUCAGCCACAUCAACAGACAACGACGUUAGUAUUGAUCUUCAAAAUGGUGAACAUCAUACAUCAACUCAACAGAGAAAUGCAAAUCAUCCGUUAUUUAUAGCAACAGGAGGAGGAAAUAUUAAAAGUCCAACACAAUUAACCGUUUCAACUGAUACAAGAGAUAAUUGUUCAGCAUCACCUCUCAGACUUCUUCGAUCCGGUGGUACUCCGUCGUUAUUGCCUAAACCAAUUCGACAACAACAACACCAACAACCAUCAUCUUCUUUAUUACAAGCACAAACGUGUGUAACUGGAACUCAAUUACUCACUCCAUCAUCAUCAAACUCAAAUACAUUAGAUAACUCACAUAAUCACAAUGAUUCAAAUGGUAUUUUAAUCGAAGAUAAUCUAUCACUUUCGAAUUCUAGUACCAGUACACAUUCGUUUUCAUCGUCUCAUAUAAAUCAUCCAAUGACAACUAUUUCUGUUGUAAAUAAUAUAGGACAACAAUUACCACCUCCUCCUGAUCUUUCCUCUCUUGGUAGUAAACUAACCACAGCUACAACAUUGCACACACUUAAACUACCAUUGCCAAUCCCACAAACAACUUCAACCAAUCAUUAUCGAACAAAAAAACGUUUUAAUUUGUUUGCAUCAUAG